Messenger RNA from Triticum dicoccoides, 901 nucleotides. RefSeq lists its product as uncharacterized. Bases 13 to 804 code for a protein of 263 amino acids. The record is from RefSeq and is a predicted model, not a curated record. NCBI's taxonomy places the organism in Eukaryota, Viridiplantae, Streptophyta, Magnoliopsida, Poales, Poaceae. The transcript has 2 exons.
AUCUUCCUUGUGAUGAUGGUGGCACGGGCGUCGGCAGCAUCAGGAGGUGAGGUGGUGAACGACCAAGUGUUAGAGAGAAAGAGAGUUGAUUUUGUGAGUGGAGAGGGGAGAGGAGACAGGGAUGGAGCAGAGCAAAGGAUGGGGCAAGCAACAAACUUCACUUCCUUCCACUCAUCACCUCCUGAUUGUCAGAGGAGCAAGAGAGUUGUGAGAGACCAGCUGAGAGCUUUUGUUGUUGUUGCUCCCUCCCUCCCUGCACUGCCUCUUCCCUGGCUCCCCUCCCAAAUCUCUCCCUCCCCCUCUCUUGCCAUUUUCUGCCCCUGUUAUAGCUCCAGUUGUUCUGUUUGUUCUUCAGUUCUGCAGGCUCCUUUGUUUGUUCCUGCUUACGUUCUCAUGCUGCCACUGUCAUGGUCUAGAUACAUACAUGCCCUUGGAUAUGUUCAGCUAGCUUCUUUUCACCUGCCGAAUUCUUGUUUAAUGCUUCUUUUACGUGCUCGGACGCCACUGCACUUGCAUUGCUUCCACAACUCGUCAAAAAGUUUGGUACUUCAAUUCAAACCUGUUCUUGUGAGGUCCAGGGAGGAGGCAAACUUGUUCAUCCAUACAUGUUUAAAAUCUGUUUCAUUUUCAAACAGAUACUUCCACUGCGCUUCCAUUCCAGGCUUCCAGCAUCCUCUUCCUCCAACACGCUCGUUGACGCGUGGCUCUUUGGUUGCAACAAUGAGCUACCAUAAGGAGUGUUUGGAAGGAGUGGAAUCGUCAGAGUUUUCCAUCGGACCUCCCUCGACACUUGAAGAUGUAUAGCUUUUAAGAGUGCAUAAGUCGGUGACUGCUAGCAGGACAAGCAUCCAUGCAGUGAUUUUUCACUCGGUUUCUCUUGUACAUAAACUCUGUUUUUGUC